AAAAAGGAAGGACUCAGGAGAGGAGAUGGGAGAAAAAGGAAGGACUCAGGAGAGGAGAUGGGAGAAAAAGGAAGGACUCAGGAGAGGAGAUGGGAGAAAAAGGAAGGACUCAGGAGAGGAGAUGGGAGAAAAAGGAAGGACUCUGGAGAGGAGAUGGGAGAAAAAGGAAGGACUCAGGAGAGGAGAUGGGAGAAAAAGGAAGGACUCAGGAGAGGAGAAGGCAGAAAAAGGAAGGACUCAGGAGAGGAGAUGGGAGAAAAAGGAAGGACUCAGGAGAGGAGAUGGGAGAAAAAGGAAGGACUCAGGAGAGGAGAUGGGAGAAAAAGGAAGGACUCUGGAGAGGAGAUGGGAGAAAAAGGAAGGACUCUGGAGAGGAGAUGGGAGAAAAAGGAAGGACUCAGGAGAGGAGAAGGGAGAAAAAGGAAGGACUCAGGAGAGGAGAAGGGAGAAAAAGGAAGGACUCAGGAGAGGAGAAGGGAGAAAAAGGAAGGACUCAGGAGAGGAGAUGGGAGAAAAAGGAAGGACUCUGGAGAGGAGAUGGGAGAAAAAGGAAGGACUCUGGAGAGGAGAUGGGAGAAAAAG
Molecule: messenger RNA, 582 nt
Organism: Pelobates cultripes (western spadefoot toad)
Lineage: Eukaryota; Metazoa; Chordata; Amphibia; Anura; Pelobatidae
Source: the annotation of a GenBank genome assembly